Chroicocephalus ridibundus (black-headed gull) is the source of this 3440-nucleotide messenger RNA. RefSeq names its product DNA polymerase delta 3, accessory subunit (gene POLD3). The record is from RefSeq and is a predicted model, not a curated record. Gene Ontology annotation, molecular function: DNA-directed DNA polymerase activity. NCBI's taxonomy places the organism in Eukaryota, Metazoa, Chordata, Aves, Charadriiformes, Laridae. Gene Ontology annotation, biological process: DNA synthesis involved in UV-damage excision repair; nucleotide-excision repair, DNA gap filling; DNA replication. Gene Ontology annotation, cellular component: nucleus; delta DNA polymerase complex. The transcript has 12 exons. Bases 107 to 1495 code for a protein of 462 amino acids.
UCCCCCUUCCGGGCUCGGCGGGUUGCCAUGGCGGCGGGCUGGCGGCCGCGGCCCUGAGCUGCGCGGGAACCCGCCCGCGGCCUACCCGGUCCCGCCCUGCCCCGCCAUGGAGGACGAGCUCUACCUCGAGAAUAUCGACGAGUUCGUCACCGACCAGAACCGCAUCGUAACAUACAAAUGGUUAAGCUACACUCUGGGAGUUCACGUCAACCAGGCUAAACAGAUGCUGUAUGAUUACGUAGAGAGGAAACGAAAGGAGAAUUCAGGAGCUCAGCUUCAUGUCACCUACUUGGUAGCAGGAGACCUCAUCCAGAAUGGGCAUGUUUGCCACAAGGUUGCAGUAGUGAGAGAAGAUAAACUCGAAGCAAUGAAGUCUAAACUAGCCAUGAUUGCAAGCGUGCACGUCUACAGCAUUCAGAAAGCCUUGCUCAAGGACAGCGGGCCACUCUACAACACAGACUAUGAUAUCGUCAAAACAAACCUCCACAACUGCAGCAAGUUUAGUGCCAUUCAUUGUGCUGCUGCUGUGCCCAGGACGUUGACCGAAGUUUCUCAAGUGCAGACGUCUGUGCAGGCUGAUUCCCAGACACCAAGUGACACGAAUGCUGUCAGCGUACCGGUGGUCAACGGCCACGGUCCAUCGACUGCUAAACAGACCUUGCAGCAGCCCAAAGGGAUCAUGGGAAUGUUUGCAGCCAAAGCAGCUUCUAAACCCCAGGACACAAAUAAAGAAACUAAAGCAGAGGCUAAGGAGACCCCAGGUGUGUCUGCAGUAAGCAGCAAACCACCAGCAAAGGGCAACAUCAUGAACAACUUCUUUGGAAAAGCUGCCAUGAAUAAACUCAAAGUCAACUCUGUGCCUGAGCAGCCAAAGGAAGAAAAAGUAGUCAAGCCUUCAGUUCCUGAAGCAGAACCAGAGUCAUCCCCUAAUACUGUAGCAGAGAAACCUGGGAAGAAAACAGAGCCUGCUAGAAGUCAACAAAAGGACAAAAAAAGUAAAAUGAAGAGGGUGGACAAGUCGGAUAACGAGGAAGAAAGAGAUCCCGAAAAUCUAAAGAAAAAGAGGAAGCGAAUCAAACAACUUCAGUCUGACAGCAGUGAUGAGGAAGCAGAUGUCCCGCUGCCUCCCACACCCGAGGAAGAGAAAGCUCCAUCUCCACCCCCUGUACCUGCUCUGAAAACUGAACUGGAGCCUGCAUCCACAGAGGUUUCAGCUGGAGGGAGGAAGAGGAAACGGAAGCGUGUGCUGAAAUCCAAAAUGUUUAUUGACUCGGAAGAAGGCUGCAUGGUGACUGAGAAGGUUUACGAGAGUGAAUCCUGUACAGACAGCGAGGAUGACUUCGCCAAGGCCAAGCCACCAGCUGCACACAAACAGCCUGCACAGCCUCUGAAGAAAGAACCAAAGGAAGAAAAGAAGAACCUUAAGAAAGGGGCAGCUACUGCCAACAGAGCCAACAAACAGGUCUCCAUCAUGGGUUUUUUUCAGAAGAAAUGAACUGGGUUUUUCUCCCGGUCCUCUUGGCAGCUUGGGAGUGUUGCUCUUUUUGUGUGGCUUUCUGAAAGCCGCUGCGUUGGAGGAUAACAACAUGCAAUCUUCACUUACGUAAGAUAUCUUGCUUACUGUGUAAGUAAGCCCUCUGGACUAGAUUUUGUAUCGGAGAAAAGUUUUAUUUGUUACUGCAAUAAUUUCAAUCAUCUUUACAAAGCAGUAUGGGAAUCGCAAAAUCUAGAGGAACUCUUGAAAGACUUUAAUCUAUCCACAUGAAACUUUAUUUUUUUAUUCAGCCUCUCACCUGUUCCACAAGUGGUAGUUGGACUUAUUUAGGAGUCAAGUUGUGGCUUUUUUUCCCUUCUCUUUACGCCCCCAACUCCCCAGAUUGAUCUAAAUGUUGGUUAGAAGCUGCAAUAUAGCAGGUCUUCGGGCAUACACGCAAAUACUGAACAUCUGCUGCGGCUUUAACUGAAUGAAAUGAACUUAAUUUUCCCCCUAAGACUGGUAAAUAGUUUUUGCUCUGCCUUUCAUAAUCUUUUUUUGGACAAAGCAGUGCAUAUAAAAUUCUCUUACUUUUUUCUUCCUUGAACGUAUCCUCUGUAAAUUGCUCAGAUGCCUAAUUAUAGACCGGGACGCUGUUGGUGCUCUGUCUUUGCAAAAACAUCUUUGAGGCUUCCCACACAAUUGGCUCCUGUGUAAUUGGGGGAAGGCUUCGCUGUUAUUGGGAAAGCAACUGGGUCUUCAACCUUGAAAGUUAAUGAGUCAAAGGGCAGGGUGAUUAGAGGGCAGUUCUGAUAACACCCGGCAGGUACCUGCUGUCCUUGUCCGUGAGGGAUUGCGCGCUGCUUUUUGGGUUUGUAGUUUUUGGGUUGCCUGAAGUUCUUUUUACAGGCAUAAACCAAACAACGGGAGAGUUGUUUUCUAGGACAUCUCGUCAUCUGCCUGCUGAAGGAAGUAUGUCACGGCAAACGGUCCUGAGGAACCAGUUAUUGGAGACGAAUAAAGCACUGCAGUCCUGUUAAUCAGAAAUGAGUCGUCUUUUUGGAUGCCUCCUGAUUUUUCUGGUGCCAAAUUUGAUAGAUGCAUGUAAAAGCCAGAUCUUCUAGAAGAUGGGUGCUGAGCAUUUCUGAAGCUUGGCUUGGUGAGGGCUCCCAAAUGGGUGACUGAUGUCAUCAGUCGUUGUUUCUGGGUGGUGUUAGGCCAACGUACGUAUGGAUAUGUAUAUCCAUAUUCGUAUAGAAAGUGCUUGUGUUGGCAGAAAGGUAGAUAAAGUCUGAGGAGUGUGAAGCAAGGAAGAAAUGUCUUUAGACACGCGGCUGAAAGUAUUCCGACCUGUGGGCAGUAAAAGGGCCAAACAACUGUAUUGACAGUCAUCCUGACCAGGAGAUCAGGUUGGUGACUGGAGAAAUUUGAGCACACACCUGUUAGCGACCAAGAGUUGACUCGAUUGAAGUCACAUCACCCUCGGCAGCUUGCACCCUCAGCAGAUGUGAGAGGAUCUCCUUCAAACCAGCAGUGUCUCUGGAUUCGUGCCUGUGUCCUGGCUGGGUGGGUUCAGCUGCUCACUGUGUGGAUCGCUGCUCCUGGGGCUCUUCAAGGGUCACCUCGUCGCUCAGCACCCUCCCCCUGUGGCUCCCCGUGAGAGUUAAGAACUGAAAUUCUGGACUUUCUGUGUUGGAGAUGUAUAGGGGAAAAAAAUAAUGGGAAGAUGGGAAGGCAGAACUGGCACGGUACUCACAGAGGUUGCUGCACAAGCCGAAAAAAAACGUUUCGUGCUCUCGUGGUAUGUUGGAGUGACGUGGGCAGCAGAGGGCCAUGGGGGAAGAAUGAACAACCUUGUUCUGACUUUUAUGAAGAAAAUUUAACUGUUAAAAAAAACCGAACCGCUGUAGUGUUUCUGUUAUUCUUGGUAGAAUUGGGGGUGUAUUUUGAAAAGUAAUAAGUAACA